GGCCCACCUUCUCACACCAUAAACCUCGUUAAAAUCGUCCCUUUUUUCAUGCUCUCUUUGAACCAAUUUUCACAAAAUAUCCAUGGCCAACCUUGGCAUCCUCCUGAGGAUAUACACACUUUUCGUAUUUAUCUUCCUCUUCUCUUUCACCAUUUCUUCAACUUCAAUCCAUGACCUUCUCAGAAGCAGGGGACUCCCAGCUGGUCUAUUCCCAAAAAAUGCUGUAAAAUCAUACGAUCUUGAUGAAAAUGGCCACCUACAAGUCUACUUGGAUAGUCCAUGUGUUGCAAAAUUUGAGACAAGGGUGUUUUUUGAUAGUGUUGUAAGAGCUAAUCUUAGCUAUGGUGGGUUAAUUGGAGUUGAGGGUCUUUCUCAAGAAGAGCUUUUUCUUUGGUUACCAGUGAAAGACAUCAUAGUUUAUGAUCCUUCUUCUGGUCUCAUCUUGUUUGACAUUGGUCUUGCUCAUAAACAAAUGUCCCUUUCUCUAUUUGAAGACCCACCUAUUUGUAAUCCUCAAGGAAAUGCAGGUGAGUUAAUGUUGAAGAAAGGAAGGAAGGAGUCUGGAUUUCAGAUAUAAAAAAGCCUUUCUGUUUUGCUGGCUGUGUUCUUUGAUUUUGGCUUUGGUUGAUGAAGGCUUGAAGCUUCAACAAAAGAGAUUUGCAAUGAGAUUCUCAAUUAGGUGCUUGUAGGGUUGUAUAAAGUGGAAACUAACAGUAUAAAGUUUUGGAAAGAGAAACUGAGCAAAAUUUUGGAUUCUUCUUUUAUAAUAAUUUUUGCCUCUUGAAAAUUGAUA
This is a messenger RNA of Solanum dulcamara, 793 nucleotides long. RefSeq lists its product as uncharacterized. The transcript has 2 exons. The record is from RefSeq and is a predicted model, not a curated record. Lineage: Eukaryota; Viridiplantae; Streptophyta; Magnoliopsida; Solanales; Solanaceae. The coding region runs from base 83 to 577 and encodes 164 amino acids.